Messenger RNA from Cornus florida, 546 nucleotides. RefSeq lists its product as uncharacterized. NCBI's taxonomy places the organism in Eukaryota, Viridiplantae, Streptophyta, Magnoliopsida, Cornales, Cornaceae. The transcript has 2 exons. The record is from RefSeq and is a predicted model, not a curated record. Bases 1 to 546 code for a protein of 181 amino acids.
AUGGACGCUUCCGCUAUUCAAAGACAGCUCACAGGGAUUGAACCAUUGAAUGGUUCGAACUAUACUACCUGGAGAACAAGUGUUGAUAUUAUAUUGGGUUUCUUGGACUUUAAGUUUGUACUUUAUGAGGAGAAACCCGUUGCAAUCACUGAAGAGUCUUCUGAAGUAGUAAAGUUGUUGCAUGCUAAGUGGACUAAGGCUAAUACCAUGGCCAUCAGGUUGAUCCGUGCUUCUAUUGGUGAGACUAUUCGUGGUGGUAUUCCUGUAUUUGAUACUGACAAGGCGUUUCUUGAUUUACUUAAGAAGCAAUUCAUGGAUAGCAAGUUGGUUAAUGGUCUCAGAGAGCAGGGAAUCACAUUUGAUGAUGAAUUAUUGGUCCACAUGGUGAUUUAUUCUCUGCCUAGAUCUUUUAAUGCUUUCAGGGUAAAUUAUAAUUCACAGGAGACAAAAUGGGACAUUAAUCAGCUAUUGGCACUUUGUGUGAUCGAGGAAGAGCGGCUCAAGGGUGCUAAAUUUGAGUUGGCCUUAUCUUGCCAUAAGCAGUAA